This is a messenger RNA of Carassius auratus (goldfish), 2246 nucleotides long. Its product is annotated as calponin-2-like. Gene Ontology annotation, molecular function: actin filament binding. NCBI's taxonomy places the organism in Eukaryota, Metazoa, Chordata, Actinopteri, Cypriniformes, Cyprinidae. The record is from RefSeq and is a predicted model, not a curated record. The transcript is spliced from 7 exons. The coding region runs from base 104 to 1024 and encodes 306 amino acids. Gene Ontology annotation, biological process: actomyosin structure organization; actin filament organization. Gene Ontology annotation, cellular component: focal adhesion; actin cytoskeleton.
CUAAGAUUGUAAGUCAGACAAAACUAUCAAACUUUUUCCGCAGUCUUUCUUUCACUUCCAGACAACCUGUUUUGAAACUUUGGCUGCUCUUAUCGCUGACACAAUGUCUUCUCAGUUCAACAGAGGUCCAGCAUACGGGUUUUCAGCGGAAGUGAAAAGCAAGAUUGCACAGAAGUAUGACCCUCAGAAAGAGGAAGAAUUACGGAUUUGGAUUGAGGGCAUCACCGGACGCUCAAUUGGAGACGACUUUCAGAAAGGGUUAAAAAAUGGUGUCAUACUCUGCGAGCUCAUAAACAAACUUCAGCCAGGUUCUAUUAAAAAGAUCAGCCAGUCAUCGCAAAACUGGCAUCAGCUGGAGAACCUGACCAACUUCAUUAAAGCGAUCACCACCUACGGACUCAAACCACACGAUAUAUUUGAAGCCAAUGAUCUGUUUGAGAAUGGAAAUAUGACACAGGUUCAGACCACGCUCCUGGCUCUUGCUGGCAUGGCUAAAACCAAGGGCAUCCACUCUAGUGUAGACAUUGGAGUGAAAUAUGCAGAGAGACAGGAGAGGGCAUUUGAUGAAGAGAAAAUGAAAGCCGGGCAAUGUGUCAUUGGAUUACAGAUGGGAACAAAUAAAUGUGCAAGUCAAGCUGGAAUGAAUGCUUAUGGCACCAGAAGACACCUGUACGAUGCCAAGGCACACAUUCUGCCACCAAUGGACCAUUCAACCAUCAGUCUUCAGAUGGGAACCAACAAGGGUGCUAGCCAGGCUGGUAUGACCGCUCCAGGGACCCGCCGUGCCAUCUACGACCAGAAACUAGGCACAGAUAAGUGUGACAACUCCACAAUGUCUCUUCAGAUGGGCUACACUCAAGGUGCCAACCAGAGCGGGCAGAAUUUCGGGCUUGGCCGUCAGAUCUAUGAUGCCAAAUAUUGCCCCCAAGGUGCACCCAGUGCAGGUGAAGAAGCUGAGACUGGCUACACGGAUUACCAAGACGAGGGAUACCAGGGUUAUCAGGAUGAUGGUCAAGAUUACUGAGUCAACCAGUCGCAGGUUAGGAGUCUGAAUGAGAAGCUAAAGGAAAGCUGAUACUUCCUUGCCAACAGAAGACCCAAAACAUUCCAUUAUACCACAGUAAUGUGCCAUCUGUCGGAUGAAAGUGACCAACAUGAAAAUAUCACUUAGUUUUAACUAUCGAGUUAUUUUCAUAAACAUUUUUAAUUUGAAGCGAGAGCCCUGUAAAACAUAUCAGUUAAUUAUGUGUAUUGAUACUUGUAUUUUUUUAUAGUCUUUUAAUUGCACAACCACUAUAAUAAUAUUUAGUAUUUGCUUAAUUGUUUAAUGUAGGUUUUACUUUAUUUUUUAAUUCAGUGAAAAUGCUGAUUUCUACUUUGAUGUUAAACACAAGUUUGACGGGGGUUAUUGUAAAGUUAUUCACAUAAUCCCAAAUAAUGAUUUGUAUUUUCUUUUUUUCUAAUCAACCUGUUGUGAAGAAAUUCAAUAUUAAGUAUGUAUGAGAAACCGCGUUACGUGAGCCUGAUUCAUUAUUUGAAUAUAGAACAUGCUCAGGGGUUUAAAAUCACUUUUUCUUGUCAGUUGAGCAUGUGAAGGUGAAUUUUUGCUGUUACAGUUAAAAUGCAAAGUUACAAUUGUGAGGGUUUAGAUAAGGUGAACCUUCACUGCAAUUACGUGGUCCAUUUGCAUUAAUUUAAGAGCUGUUCCCCAGUAAUAUUUUGUUAGUGUAUUUUUAGGCUUGUAAAUGAGAGCACAUGCAUAAAAAGGAAGGUACAUCUGUCAUUUCAGCAGGAUUUUUUUUUUAUGUUUUAUAUGUAUUUUUGUUUUAUAAUACACUUUAUUUCUCAUGCAAUCUGUAAUGUGUUUUAAAGGGUUAAUCUUUUUAUUAGUGUUUCAUAUUCUCAUCAAAUAUUUUACCAUUUGCAGAGCCAGAACAACUGGAGCUUGUCUUUGUUUUCUUUGGAUUAUAGUAUUGUGAAAGGAAAUUGAAGUAUAACAUUGUGCGCCUUGAACAUUCCAAAUUAGGAACUAAAUUCCCUACUUUUUUUCCACAGUAUUUGUUCUCAUUCCAAAUGACCCUUUGUACUAAACAGUGGAAUUCUUAGGUCUGCUCAGAUAAAUCACAUAAAUGAAUAUCUGUGUAUGCUUUACAAUUUUUUUUUUCUUUUUUUUUUUUUUUCUUUUUUUUUAUUGGAAUUAGAUUGAUGAAGUAAUGAGCAGGUUCAUAAUAAAAGAUGAUGAACAA